Molecule: messenger RNA, 1317 nt
Organism: Morchella sextelata
Lineage: Eukaryota; Fungi; Ascomycota; Pezizomycetes; Pezizales; Morchellaceae
Exons: 1
Coding region: 1-1317 (438 amino acids)
Molecular function (GO): nucleic acid binding
Source: RefSeq, a predicted model, not a curated record
AUGGCACUGGAUAAGGUCAUGUCUGUUACGAAUUGGCAAGCCCCGCGCAGCGUUAAAGAAGUACAGAUCUUCAUGGGCUUUGCCAAUUUCUACAGAAGGUUUAUCCACAAUUUCUCCGGGGUCUGUAAACCCAUUACCGAUUGUCUCAGGGGUGAUGCUAAGAACUUUGUCUGGUCUAUGACGGCCCAAGCAGCCUUCGAAAAACUCAAAACCCUGUUUACGUCUGCGCCGAUCUUGGUACACUUCUCUCCAGAUCGCCAGACUAUCGUGGAAACGGACGCGAGUGAUUUUGCUAUCGCCGCAAUUCUAUCCCAGGUUAUUGACGGAAAGACUCACCCUGUUGCCUUUUAUUCUCGAAAGCUUAACCCAGCGGAACUCAACUACGACGUCUGGGUAAAGGAGAUGUUGGGAAUUGUGUCAGCCUUCAAGCAAUGGCGUCACUACCUUGAAGGACCUAGCCGAACGGUUCUCGUAUAUACGGAUCACAAGAACUUGGAAUAUUUUUCAACAACCAAGGUUCUUAACCGACGACAGGCAAAGUGGGCUGAAUCUUUGGCGGAAUUUGACUUCAAGAUUAUUUACCGCCCGGGAACCAAAAAUGGGAAGGCAGAUGCACUAUCGCGACGGCCGGAGUACCGUCCUGAAGGGGGUGGCACGCUUGGGAAACAGCCGAUAGACAGGUUCUUUAAGCCCGGGCAGUUGGCGGAGGAAGAAUUUGUGGUAUCAGCGGUGUCGCUUGCCUCCAAGGGAGUGAUCGACUGGUCUAAGAAUUUUCUGGAUCAUGUCAGGCAGGCGGCAUCGGGAGACCCGAUAUGGGUAGGAAUGAGAGAGAGAGUUGAGCAAGGGGAGAAGCUGGGGGAAUUGAAGGAUAUUGCCGAGAAAGACGGGCUACUCUUCUAUAAGAACCGACUCUACAUCCCGGCAGACGACCGUAUCAAGAUCCGAAUCGCACAGGCAGAACACGACUCGAAAGUGGCAGGACACUUUGGACAAGAUAAGACACUGGAACUCAUUACGUGUAACUUCUAUUGGCCAAAAAUGAACGAGUGGAUUGAUGACUACGUUCGGUCAUGUGACGAGUGCCAGCGCAACAAACCCAGCCGCCAUAAAAAAUACGGUGCGCUUCUACCACUGUCCACGCCACAUUCUGUCUGGCAAUCGAUAUCAAUGGACUUCGUCGUACAGUUACCGGAAUCAAAGGGAUACAAUCAAAUCUGGGUAGUAGUCGAUAGGUUCUCGAAGAUGUCGCACUUCAUUCCCUUAGUAGCAGAAACGACCGCGCAGGAUUUAGCAAAGAUAUUCCUCGGUCAAAUCUGA